AUGUGCUGGAAGCUUCAGUUUGUUUUGCUUGCUUUUGUCAUCCAAAAUGUAAGUUCUCAGAAUGAUCGGAAUACGGAUGCGGAAAUGGAAACAGAUACGGAUGUAGAAUCUGGCCAGUUUUUUAGCCACCUGUAUAAACGAAAUUUGUACCAAAUGGUGAGGAUAAAGAAUGACUCAUUGGAUCCAUGUGAUGAUUUCUACUCGCAUGCUUGUGGGAAUUUCGAUCAACAUCUUCAGGAAGACCCUGAUGAAAUCCUGCCACCUUAUCUAUAUAACAAACAGGACAGAAUGAACUUUUUUUCGACACAGGUUCACAAUUUCGAAACCAUACCAGGAAAAUUAAUUUCACAACUAUAUGCGGAGUGUCGAAAUAGGGAAGCAAAGAAAAUGUCAAAUCAAAGUGCCUCUGCUACGCAUUGGGAACAUCUACUUGAGGAAAUUCCCUUUCUUGCCGGACAUAAAGAAGUGCUCUUUUCUUGGCCUUUUCUCAAACAUCAAUGGGAGCAAAAACAUCUUAAUGGACAACUGAAUUGGAUAGUUCUAUCAGCUCAAUUGGCAGCUCAUGGUUUACCCACUCUACUCCAUAUCUACUUUGCAUUGGAUACCAUUUAUGUGAGCCCCAUAGAGGAUCUACCUUGCCCAAGUAUAGACGAUUUCCAUUCGAGCCUAUCUGAUGUUUUACAGAAUCGUCAUCGUCAUGUUUCUCACAUAAUAGGUUAUGAAAUGAGGGUUCUAUGUCGCAGAAUGAGAGGAGAACUUCCGCUUGUGAGGAGCUUAAUGAGAAAUGGAGAGAGCACAACUACUAAGCCUAGUCAAGAACAGCUCCUCCUGGAUGAGAACACGAUGGACUACUUUCAGCACUUUUUUGCCGCUCUUAACUUUUCAACGGAACAGUUGGAAAUAGCCCGUAAGUUUCCGCUAGAUGUGGAGAAGAUCACACAAGCUUGGGAAGUCCUAAGGCAAACGGAACCCCGAAUAGUGUACAACUAUGUGAUGUGGCAGGCCAAGGAACAACUACGUUAUCCAGAUUGCUAUAAAAUAUCUGAGGAAUUCGAGAGAUUGCUUCAUUCGGAGUACUGGCAAUGGCAUAUUCUUAGUCCUCAUUUAACCAGGGAAGUCGCCUUAGCGUCCUAUCAACUCCAUACAACUCGCUUCCAGAAACUACGGAGAUCCAGCCUGUCUAGAAGGGAUUGGUAUGGUCAUCUGUGGCCAGCUUCUGUCGAGAAAAAGGAACUCCAGGUGGCACGCAUUCUCCAAGUUCAUGCUCAAAGCUAUCUGAAUAUAACUGAACUUAAUGAAGUCUACACAGGUUUGGGGUUCGUUAAUGGCUCCUUUCAUGGAAAUCUCCUGCUCCUCAGGCGGGCUCAGUUACGUCAUAGUUUUGUAUCGCCCUAUAUCGACGAGGACGAUGUAAAUCAGCCAGCAUAUUUCCUAAGACAUUUUAUACAUUUUGUCCUGCUUUCCUUGCAUCGUCCUACUUAUCACUAUUAUGCCACACAGGGUUUGGAGCUUUGGAGACAAUCCCGACUUCUUUUAGAUACCGAUGGCCGCUAUACUGCCAUGGAUUGCCUCGAAAGGCAAUCCUUGCAACACUAUGAUGCAGCAUUGGCGCCUAUUUACAGGCCACUUGGUUCGGACGAGAUCGAAGAUAUCUUUCACUUUUAUCGGUCAUUUCAAGCUGCUCGCAGGGAUUACGACUUCUGGCUUCAGGGUGAAAGAUUCGCCUUUGCAGAGACUUUUGUGCUGCAAUUCUUCGGAUUGGAUAUUCAAAGAGUACUCUUCUAUGCAGUGGCCCAACAAUUAUGUAAUCGCCAUACGGACAUAUUUGCAGCUCAACUUAAUAGAGGGUACAUGAAUAUGCCAGAGUUCCAGGAGGCCUUCAAAUGCAAAGCUGAUAAAGCCAUGAAUCCCUCAUCCAGAUGCAUGAUUAACAUGUGCGAGUAAUUAAACUUGGAAAUUAAAAGUGCUGUGUUAUAUUAGCUUAAGAAGUUUUACAAAUAAAAACUAAAAAAUUAAGUAACUAUACAACCUAU
Molecule: messenger RNA, 2033 nt
Organism: Drosophila eugracilis
Lineage: Eukaryota; Metazoa; Arthropoda; Insecta; Diptera; Drosophilidae
Biological process (GO): protein processing
Cellular component (GO): plasma membrane
Molecular function (GO): metalloendopeptidase activity
Source: RefSeq, a predicted model, not a curated record